AGCAGCAGCAGCAGCAGCAGCAGCAACACGAGCAACUAGGAGAAGCCACGGGAGAGGGACGUGGCGGUCUAGCCGGCGAAUCUCGAUACGCAGUGCAGCAGCAGCAGCAGCAGCAGCAGCAGCACCAACAGCAGCAGCAGCACCAACAGCAGCAGCAGCAGCAGCAACAACAGCUUCGGCAGGUGUAUGCAGACCAACGGCCGCUCCCACCCCAAAGGUGCCUGCAGCACCAGCACCAGCAGAGGUACCGUCAACAGUGGCAGCAGCAGCAGCAGCAGCACCAGCAACAACAACAGCAGCAGCAGCUGCAGCUGCAGCAACCGCAAGCUAUGACCCAGAACGUCCAACAGCUGCAGCAGCAGCAGCUGCAGCAACAGCAGCAGCAGCACUUUAUGCAGCCACAAAUUUACCACCAAUACCAAGGACAGCAGCAGCAGCAGCAGCAGCAAUUUGUGCAUGAGCAGCAGCAGCAACAGCCGCACCCGCAGCAGCUGCAGCUGCAGCAGCAGCAGCAGCAGAUGCAGCCUCAAUCAUCCCCUCCCUGGGAACAGCAACUGCAACAUCUGCAGCAGGUGCUGCAGCAAAACCAGCAGCAGCAGCACCCCCAGUAUCAGCAGCAACCAUGCCAGCUACCGCAGCAGCAACAGCAGCAGCAGCAGCAGCCCCAGCAACAGCAACAGAUGUUCUCCCACCAGCAGCAGCACCAGCAGCAGUACACCGAGCAGCAGCAGCAACUGCAUCCCCAGGGGCUACCUCUGCCGCAGCAACAACAGCAGCUGCAGCAGCAGCAACAGCAGCUCCUGCCACCGCAGCAGCAGCAGCUGCUGCUUCCCCAACAGCAGCAACACCCGCAACAGCAGCAGCAGUUUGUGCCCCCCCAGGAGCAGCAACAGCCGCACCAGCAGCAGUUUCUGCUGAAUCAGCAGCAGCAGCACUUCGUGCAGCAGCAGCAGCAGCUCCUGCCGCAGCAGUACUCGCAGCAGCAGCAGCAGCAGCAGCACCAAUGGCAGCAGCCAUAUGCGGUGCAGCAGCAGCAAUUCCCUCCCCAGCAGCAGCUGCACCCUCAGCAGCAGCAAGCACAGCAGUUGCAGCAGCAACAAGCGCAGCAACUGCCGCAACUGCAGCAGCAGCAGCAGCAGCAGCAGCAGCAGCAGCAACAAGGUCACCGUGUUUGGUAUGGGGCGAUGAAGAGGCAGCAGCAAGGAGGCCGGCAGGGAGGGGGGAAGCGUAGAGGUGGCUUUCGCUCCUCCUGA
This is a messenger RNA of Eimeria acervulina, 1253 nucleotides long. RefSeq lists its product as hypothetical. The annotation marks the transcript as partial. The transcript has a single exon. Lineage: Eukaryota; Apicomplexa; Conoidasida; Eucoccidiorida; Eimeriidae. The record is from RefSeq and is a predicted model, not a curated record.